CUGAUGAAUAAAGGCAAAGGUUCCUACCGGACUGUGUUUUGUAGAGGACAGGAGGUCGAAUAACAGGAAGAGGAGCGGCCGCCACUAUGGCGGAGACGCACAGCUUGCAGGACCUGCGGCAAGCAGCCGUCGCCUCCAAGGUUUUCGUUCAGAGAGACUACAGCUCUGGAACUAUCUGCAAGUUCCAGACCAAGUUCCCGGCAGAGCUGGAGAGCAGGAUUGAAAAGCAGCAGUUUGAGGAGACCGUACAGACCCUGAAUAAUCUCUAUGCAGAGGCGGAAAAGUUGGGCGGCAGGUCAUAUCUGGAGGGCUGUCUGGCCUGUCUCACUGCGUACACAAUCUUCCUCUGCAUGGAGACCCACUAUGAGAAAGUGCUGAAAAAGAUUGCCAAGUACAUCCAGGAGCAGAAUGAGAAGAUCUACGCUCCUCUUGGUCUUCUCCUGACUGAUCCCAUAGAGAGGGGCCUCAGGGUUGUGGAGAUCAUUAUUUUUGAGGAUAGAAGUAUUGGUUCAAGAUAAAACACACCAAAGGAUCAUGUUUGGAUCGUGAUUAUUGGCCUGCUGGAUUCAGAACCUGCUUCUCCAUCUCAUGAUAUCACAACCCUAUUGCUUUAAAUGUAGAUAGUAUACCUUUAUUUCCAGACCACCGAUCCAUUCAUUUGUUUUUGUUUUUUUUUACAGAGGGAGAGAGUGGUUAUAUUAUGUAUCUUAGUGAAACUCUCCAAACCAGCUUUCCCUCAGUUAACAGCUUUCCAAUGUCUUACUUAAUCUGAGUUGUGCCAUGUAAUUUUAUAUUGCAGCUCCAGUGCGUUCCCUUCUCUUGUUUUCUGUGUGUACUUGUCUUGAAUGGGAAGUAUGGAUUAAGUGAACAAUGAUCAGUCACAAUACAGUUGAAUCUUGAUUAUUCAGAUCUUUUGUGACUGUGUUCUUACAGUAA
Sinocyclocheilus anshuiensis is the source of this 936-nucleotide messenger RNA. Its product is annotated as golgin subfamily A member 7-like. The coding region runs from base 87 to 518 and encodes 143 amino acids. Gene Ontology annotation, biological process: peptidyl-L-cysteine S-palmitoylation; protein targeting to membrane; Golgi to plasma membrane protein transport. The transcript is spliced from 6 exons. Gene Ontology annotation, cellular component: palmitoyltransferase complex; Golgi stack. Lineage: Eukaryota; Metazoa; Chordata; Actinopteri; Cypriniformes; Cyprinidae. The record is from RefSeq and is a predicted model, not a curated record.